This is a messenger RNA of Notolabrus celidotus (New Zealand spotty), 1224 nucleotides long. RefSeq names its product low affinity immunoglobulin gamma Fc region receptor II-like. Gene Ontology annotation, biological process: cell surface receptor signaling pathway. The transcript has 6 exons. Bases 16 to 1017 code for a protein of 333 amino acids. The record is from RefSeq and is a predicted model, not a curated record. NCBI's taxonomy places the organism in Eukaryota, Metazoa, Chordata, Actinopteri, Labriformes, Labridae. Gene Ontology annotation, molecular function: transmembrane signaling receptor activity.
CACCAGGUGAUAUUAAUGAGGGCAGGGGAGCCCAGUCUUAGUUGGAAGGUGAGGAGAGCACACGGCUCUCAGCAUACAUAUGCAGACAAGCUGAAUCUACAAAAACUGGACCAUGUGAGUCCAGUAAGUAUCUUCCCUGCAAUAAAUGGGAACAUCACCCAAAAAGGAUGUGGUAACUUCAAAACUAACCUGACAGAAAACAUCAUACUCAAGAUGGAGAUCACACCUCUCUACCUGCUGCUCUCCACACUGAGGGUCACCCCCGACAGAUCUCAGUUCUUUCAGUAUGACGGCUUCUUCAUCAAGUGUGAGCCGUCGACCAACUCCAGCAGAACCUGGACGGCGAAAAGGAACACCUCCUUCAGCAAAUCUGAGCCGUGUAAAGCCGGCUGGGGGAUCCUGGGUCCAUCUUCCUGCAACGCUCGGUACCCUGACUAUUCUGACACUGGAGUAUACUGGUGUGAGUCUGAGGAGAAGGAACGCAGCAAUGUCGUCAACAUCACAGUGACAGUAGGUGUUGUGAUUUUGGAGAGUCCAGCUCUUCCUGUGACAGAGGGAGAUGAAGUGACUCUUCGCUGCUCCUACAAGACAGAAGAGGAAUAUAACUCUACAUCAAAGUUUCCUGCAAGUUUCUUCAAAGACGAUGUCUUCAUCGGUAAUUAUUCAGCAGGAGAGAUGGUCCUUCCAAACGUGUCCCUGUCUGAUGAAGGCUUCUAUAAAUGUGGACACCCCUCCAAGAAGAAGUCACCACAGAGCUGGCUGGCAGUAAAAGCUCGGCCUCCACAGGCCCCUACUCCUUCUCCUACUCCUCUUAUUCCCUUCAUUUCUCUGCCCAACCUGGUGUGCACCACCCUGCUGUUCAUUCUCUACACGGUCAUACUCUUGUUGUGUAUACACCUGUACCGUCAGAGGGCUCGAGCUCGAGCUGAUGCUGAUUCUGAUCGCCUCCAACUGGAAGGAAGACAAAGAGGAACUCCUGUUGAAAACCGACCAAUGAGACUGAAGAGAGGACAGUAGUCUGAUUUUUAUUCAUCUAAGUUUUCUGUUAACUUAUCACUCUAUAAUCACCUUCAUGAAAAAAGAGUUUAAUGUUUCAACUAACAAAUAAAAGGUGAAUGUCAGACUUUCAUACAUUCAUAUUUUACUUCCAUUUCUUCCUACAGCUACUUGAAUGUGUACCUCUACUGCUGAAUGAAAACUAAAAAUAAUACAUCAAUGAAAAGG